Messenger RNA from Phaeoacremonium minimum UCRPA7, 363 nucleotides. Its product is annotated as putative helix-turn-helix-domain containing protein type protein. The transcript has a single exon. NCBI's taxonomy places the organism in Eukaryota, Fungi, Ascomycota, Sordariomycetes, Togniniales, Togniniaceae. Bases 1 to 363 code for a protein of 120 amino acids. The record is from RefSeq and is a predicted model, not a curated record.
AUGGCCACUGUUAAUAUUUACGAUGUGGUGAUCCCUACUUUCGAGAAGGGCUUGAAGACGUUCGACCACAUCCUUAAUAAGGCAGAAGCGUUUGCCAAAGAGAAAGGCUUGGAUGCAAAUGCCACGUUCCCUCAGGCUCGUUUGAUUGAUGAUCAGAACCCUCUUACGUUCCAAGUUCAAAAUGCUACCAAGACAGUGGUGGUUACAAUUGGCCGAUUGACUGGCACUGAACUCCAGCCUUUUGAAAACAAAGAACAGACGCUGGAGGAUCUUCAUAAACGAAUCAAGGAUACCCUAGGACUACUCAAAGCUGUUGAUCCUAACACAGUUAACGCCAAAGCCAAUGAUCAAGUCACCAUGUGA